AUGUCUGCAAUAACAACUUCACCAUUAAAUAAUAGUAUAUUACCAGUUCCUCAAGGAGCUAUUGCCACUCCAGCUUCAUCAAUAACGUCUCCUUCAUUAUCAACAACUAAUAUAAAUAAUAAAAUAAAUCAACAAAAUCAAAAUCAAAAUCAAAAUCAAAAUCAGUCACAAUCACAAUCACAACCACCACAACAAACAGAAGCAAAUCUGACUUAUAAUCAACCAAUAGGAGAAAGAACCAAAAAGGAAGUUGAUGAUUCCCUUAGAUUAAUUGAAGAUUUAAAAUUCUUUUUAGCAACUGCACCAGCAAAUUGGCAAGAAAAUCAAGUAAUAAGGAGAUAUUAUUUAAAUCAUGAUGAAGGUUUUGUUAGUUGUGUAUUUUGGAAUAAUCUUUAUUUUGUAACAGGUACAGAUAUUGUUAGAUGUAUUGUUUAUAAAUUUGAACAUUUUGGUAGAAAAAUUAUUGAUAGAAAAAAAUUUGAAGAAGGUAUAUUUUCAGAUUUAAGAAAUUUAAAAUGUAAUAUUGAUGCUAUAUUAGAACCUCCAAGAUCAGAAUUUUUAGAAUUUUUAUUUAAAAAUUCAUGUUUAAGAACUCAAAAAAAGCAAAAAGUAUUUUUUUGGUUUAAUGUACCUCAUGAUAAAUUAAUGGCUGAUGCUUUAGAAAGAGAUUUGAAAAAGGAAAAAGCUGGUCAAAAACCAACUACUAUAGCUCAUAAAGAACCUGCUUUAAGUUUUAAUUUUGAUGAAAGUUCUAAUUUAUAUAAUCAAUUGGUUAAACAUAUGGAUACAACUAAAAAUCUUUUAGAAGUUUAUGAAAGUGAUGAAGAAAAUAAUACUUUCAUGUCUAAUUAUAAAAUUAAAGAUGAAUAUUCAAAUAAUAGUGGAUUUGGUAAUCAAUUAAGUUCAAUUAAUAAUGUUGGUAAUAAUAAUAAAUUAAAUGAAAUUCAAUCAAAUAAAUCAUUUGAUAAAAGUAGUAAAAUAUCUGAUAAUGAAGAUGAUGAUGGAGAUUCUGGUGCAAAUGAUGUAAGUUCUGGAGAAGAUAAUAAUACUACUACCAAUAUUACUACUAAUAAUGAAGAUAGAACUAAUAACAAUGCUAAUAAUUCAGAUUAUGAAGAUGAUUUCCCAUUAGAUUAUUUUGAACCUCAUAGUUCAGAUGAUUAUAUUACAUUAGAAUCAACAAAUUAUCAAGGUAAUGAAUAUUCAAAUAUGAUUAAUGAUAAUUAUGAACAAUUAUUUGAAAAUCAAAUUUUUCAACAACCAAUUACAAAUCAAGUUGCUUCAAAUACUGAAUACUUAAUUGAACAAACUCAACCUUUAAAAACUCCUUUACCUCCAAUCUCAGCAAUUCCACCUCCAAAAUCUUCAGCAACAACAAAAUUUUUCCAAAGUAAUGCAGAAUAUUAUAAUCAAUUACAACAACAACAUACUAAUCAACCAAUACCUCCAUUAUCUGCAAAAUUACAAACUUCUUUUAAUAAAAUGGGAAAUAAUAACAAAAAUACUUUACCACCUCCACCAAUGCAUUUACCUUCUCAAAAUUCAUUAUAUCCAGAAAAUCUUCAAUUUCAAAAUCCAAACUUUUAUCCACAACAACAACAACAACAAGCACAACAAUUCCCUCCAGGUAAUUAUCCACAGCAAGAAAAUGGUCAAUAUUAUAGUCAAUAUUCAAUACAACAUCCACAACAAGCUCAUCCAACAUAUUUUGAUCCUAAUUAUCAAGCACCAUACUAUCCAAAUUCACAACAACAAUAUCCACAACAACCACCUUCAUUUACUCACAACAAUGGUAAUGGUAAUGGGAAAUCACAUCAACAGAGUCCAUCAAUAAAUCAACAACAACAAUUUUCAUCCAUUUCAAAUCAACAAUCACCAUCAAUUUCAAAACUUUCAACAACAAAACCAAAACAAACAUCAUCAUCAACAACACCUUUAUCAAAUAAUAAUAAAUCAAAACUCCCAUUAGCAGCACAACAUCCAGCAAUGACAAAACAACAAGCAGUAAGUACAAAGAUGCAAAACAAGAAAAAACAAUUAGCUGCUGCUGCUGCUGCUUCAAAUCAAAAACCAAGAGGUAGAGGUCGUCCACCAAAUGUUAAUAAAUUAAAAUCAGGUACUCUGGUAAGUGGUGGUAGUGGAAUUGAUAAAGAUAAGAAAUAUAAAGUUUCUAUACAAGAUGUUAUUGGAGCAAAACCUACUAAAAUUGUUGAUAAAAAAUAG
Molecule: messenger RNA, 2223 nt
Organism: Lodderomyces pseudojiufengensis
Lineage: Eukaryota; Fungi; Ascomycota; Pichiomycetes; Serinales; Debaryomycetaceae
Gene: CPH1
Product: homeodomain family transcription factor
Exons: 1
Coding region: 1-2223 (740 amino acids)
Biological process (GO): regulation of pseudohyphal growth; sexual reproduction; regulation of DNA-templated transcription
Cellular component (GO): nucleus; Tec1p-Ste12p-Dig1p complex; Ste12p-Dig1p-Dig2p complex
Molecular function (GO): DNA-binding transcription factor activity
Source: RefSeq, a predicted model, not a curated record